Oppiella nova is the source of this 529-nucleotide messenger RNA. NCBI's taxonomy places the organism in Eukaryota, Metazoa, Arthropoda, Arachnida, Sarcoptiformes, Oppiidae. The record is from the annotation of a GenBank genome assembly.
AUGGCUGACUUCAGACACCACUACAAGAAGAGACACUUUAAGGACAACAAGCCGUGCGCUGGAGUCAAGCUGAAGCUGAUCCCCAAAUCGGUGGACAAAACAUCGACACAUAAACACAAACACAAAACCAAAUCGAAAACUACUUCCAGUCCUUCACCGCCAAAAGAGUCCCGAUCCAAAGAUAAAGACAAAGACUCGAAGAAGAAGUUGAAGACUAAAGUGAACCCAAACCCCAUUUCAUCGACGCCUGGACCAAGUGGUGUGAUUAAGGGUGAGGUGACAGUGACUAAGACACCGAUAUCGUCGACAUGUUCAUCGGCCACAAGUGCUGGUGUGAUGUCUUCCCCCUCUAAACCAAAAUUUCUGCCGCAAUGCAAGAUCUGUACGUUCAUGCCUUUGGUCGACCCCUACAAUGCCAUCGACUCUCACAUGAGACUCGAGCACAAGAUCACCGGCGAUACCACCAGUCAUGUGAAGGUUGUGUUCAACCCGAAGGCUACUUAAACACUACAAUCCAUUCAUAUGACGC